AUGAGGCUCUGUGUCUGCCUUGUCUUGCUCUCCUUCACUCUAUGUGCAAGUGCUGACUUCUCAUUUGUACGCCGUGGUGCACAAUUUGCCUGGGAUGCAGCGGGAGGGGCAUGGGAUAUGUUCAGAGCAUACCGGGACAUGCGUGAAGCAAAUUAUGUGGGUGCUGACAAAUAUUUCCAUGCUCGUGGCAAUUAUGAUGCUGCCCGAAGAGGACCUGGCGGUGCUUGGGCAGCCAGAGUGAUCAGUGACGCCCGGGAAAACUGGCAAAGCGGGGUGAGCGGCAGAGGCGCCGAGGACACCCGCGCUGACCAGGAGGCGAACGCCUGGGGCAGGAGCGGCGGGGACCCCAACCGCUACAGACCCAGGGGCCUUCCCAGCAAGUACUGA
Chaetura pelagica (chimney swift) is the source of this 387-nucleotide messenger RNA. RefSeq names its product serum amyloid A protein-like. Gene Ontology annotation, cellular component: extracellular region. Lineage: Eukaryota; Metazoa; Chordata; Aves; Apodiformes; Apodidae. The transcript has 3 exons. The record is from RefSeq and is a predicted model, not a curated record. The coding region runs from base 1 to 387 and encodes 128 amino acids.